CUGGCCAGAACCGGCUAGGGACUCCCUCCCACUCCGCAGCAGGAUCCAGGAACUUGCCCCUAUUGGGCAAUCAUUAAUUGGAUUCUUGGCAUUCCUCUGCCCCUGGCCAGCAUGCUUCCCACCAGAACUGGGGCAGAGACCCACGACUGGCAUUUGGACAUGCAGCUGACCAGCAAGGUGGUUCUGUCUGCAGCUGCGCUGCUCCUGGUGACUGCAGCUUACAAACUCUACAAGUCCAGGCCUGCCCCAGCUGGGCAAGCAGGGAGAAAUAACCACAAAGCAGACGGUGAAGCAGAGGGCUUGGGGCAAGCUGCCUUCCAGGGGUCUUCUCCAGGGUCCCUGCCAAGGGGGCCAAGACGCAGGAAGGCCAGCAAGGGGGCUGGAGCCCCACUGGACUGCAGCUUGGAGGAGCCAGGAGACUCCUGCCAACUGGUCACCUCCAGAUCUGGGGAGUCUACAAAAGGCUCCGAUGAGAAUCAGGAAGGGCAGUGCCCAGACUCUCAGCAUGUGCCUCCUCCCUGCGGUGCCCAGGAAGCCAGAACAGCUGUUAGAGGUAAGCCCAACCCUCCCCACCUCCCUCCUCUGAGCUGUGAACUUACAAGCUCCCGAGCUAGAACUGCCCCAGGAGUGGGCAGCAGCUGGGUGGGUGACAAGCUCUCUGCAUGGCCAGACAGCAGAACCCCAGGUCAGACAGGGUCUGGGGACCCAGGAGCUCCCAACUGUUGCACUGAGCCCGUUGUGGUCAGCAGUGACAUGGACCAGAGCUGGGUCUUCACCCAUGUGACAGGGGUCAACAGGGGAGAGGCUGGGGCCCUCCAUGCUGCUGCAGACAUGGGCCUGGCCACACAGCAGCGGGAAGGAGCCACCAAUGCCUCCUACACCUUCUCAUCUGUGGCCCGGAUCCGGAUGGAGGAGAAUGUUAUACAGAAGGCAGAGGGACCGGGGCCCAAGCUGAAGGGGAGAGUGUAUGAGUACUUCGUGGAGUCCAUAUCGAAGGCUGUCUCCAGGCCGGUCCCCUACACAGCAGCUCUGGCUGAUGCUCCAUCCCCUGGGCCUGGACCAGAGCCCCUGGACACAGGAGCAGACUCCAGAGGCCAAGCUGACAAUCCAGAGGGUGCAGCUGAAGUAAUGUCCCCACCUCCUGUGCCAUCCCCCGCCACACCAGGCUUCAGCAGAAAGGUGAGCCUCCUGCAGAUCGCUGAGAACCCAGAGCUCCAGCUGCAGCCUGAAGGCUUCAGGAUGCCCGCUCCUGCCCAUCUGGACCAGGAAGCCCAGAUCAAUUCAGCCUGCAGCCAUGGGGAGCCCAGUGUGCAGCUUGUAGCUGGGACCAAUUUCUUCCACAUCCAGCUCACCCCAGUGUCAGCUCAGGAUGUCCGCCUGGACCUGGGCAAUUGCUAUGAGGUACUGACCUUGGCCAAGAGGCAGGGCCUAGAGGCCCUGAAGGAGGCAGCCUACAAGGUGAUGAGCGAUAACUACCUCCAGGUCCUCCGAAGCACAGAAAUCUACGGGGGCCUGAGUGGGACAGAACGGGAGCUGAUCCUCCAGCGACGGUUCCGUGGCCACAAGUGCCUGGUGGUAGCAGACAUGUGUCCCCAGGAAGACAGUGGCCGCCUCUGUUGCUAUGACAAUGUGCAGGAUGCCUGGCACCCACUGUCCCAGCUGCCCAUGGAGGCCAUGUCCCAGGGUUGUGCUGUCUGUACUCUCUUCAAUUAUCUGUUUGUGGUGUCUGGCUGUCAGGGGCCUGGGGGUCAACCUUCCAACCGUGUCUUCUGCUACAACCCCCUGACUGCAAUCUGGAGUGAGGUGUGCCCACUGAACCAGGCCCGACCGCACUGCCGGCUGGUGGCCCUGGAGGGGUACCUCUAUGCCAUUGGAGGUGAGUGUCUGAACACAGUGGAGCGUUAUGACCCUCGAGCAGACCGCUGGACCUUUGCCCCGCCACUCCCCAAUGACACAUUUGCCCUGGCUCACACAGCCACAGUGUGUGCCGAUGAGAUCUUCGUCACUGGGGGCAGCCUGCGCUACUUGCUGCUCCGAUUUUCACCCCAGGAGCAGCGUUGGUGGGCCAGCCCCACGGGGGGCAGCAAAGACCGCACAGCUGAGAUGGUGGCCGUCAAUGGCUUUCUCUACCGUUUUGAUCUCAACCGCAGUUUGGGCAUCAGCGUGUACCGCUGCAGUGCCAGCACCCGGCUCUGGUACGAGUGUGCCACAUACCGCUUGCCUUACCCCGAUGCCUUCCAGUGCGCUGUGGUGGGCGAUCAUAUCUACUGUGUGGGACGCAGGCGUAUGUUCUGCUUCCUGGCUGACCACAUCUCGCCCAGGUUUGUGCCUAAGGAGCUACAGGGUUUCCCUGCUGCGCGGGGCACCCUUCUGCCUGCUGUCCUGACCCUGCCUGUCCCUGAUGUGCCUCAGACCCCUGUCUAGCAGCCCCUAUGCUAGGCUCCAUCGGGAUGCAGAGAAACUCUCUGCCCAUCACUCUGGGUAAGAAGUGGGCAGGAAGAUAGCCAUGGGGUGGAAAGUUAUCUCUCCUCCACCACAGGCUGCAGGGCCUUAGAGCAUUCUUUAACAUCCACAGUUCACAGGCCUACUACAACAGUGAAACCAGGGCCCAGCAUUCCAGGGCUGCGGGUGUCCACAACUGCAUGACUGGCUAACCAGCACUGAACUUCAAGUCAGACUUCUGGCAGGGGCUAAUUCAGUACCCCACUGAAACUCAGGGCAUAGUCUUAUCCCAGUCAUAGUUCCAGGUGCCAGGGGACCCCCAGAGGACCCCUCAGGCUGCUCAACUUCCUGUGAGCCACCAUAGACCACCUUCCUAAGUACUGGGGCCCUGUACUUCUAGAAGCAUCUAAAGCACAGAUGGAAACAACCGAAGGAGGAGCCCAGGGUACCCCUGAGGUUCACCCAGAAGGACCGGCAUGGCUAAAGCUGCAGGCACCCACAGGGACACCUGUUUGCUGAGCACACUGACAAAGGUUCACUCUUCUUAUUUGGUUAUCUCAAGCUCUGUGUGCUGGAAGGAAGAGAAGCAUCCAUCUUAGCAUGAGUUCUAUUUGAAUAUUAGUCAUUGCCCAACUGAGGUCUUGGGAGAUGGGUACAGAUGUGGCCCCAGACUCCUGUUUUCCAGACUCCUGCCUUGCCCACUACCACCUGAGCACAGCUCUUCCCCAGAGUUCAGAAUCCUCUCUGCCUGUAGACCAGGACAGCCUCCACUCUUCAGCUCCUCAGCGUGGCCUUCUCGGUGCCUGGUAGCCAUCUUGUCUGCCUUGUCGGAUGGGAAGGAAUGGGGAGAAGCAAGUCCAAGAUGGAGCUAAGAGAUGGAAGAUUCUAGUGGAGCAUCCAGGCCCUCAAUCUGUUGAUUCCAAGGGGACCCAGUUCCAGGAAAAAAGAUGAAGAGCCUGAUCUGACUUGUUACCCUCCCCAUUGUGCCCUCGUUCCAUUCUGAGGGAGACAAAGACAUCAGGAGGAAAGCAAUGAUGCUCUUGGAACCAGCCGGGGGCCACGAGGUUGGGGCGGGCCUGACAAGUGGGAGAAUAGCACUCCAGAUCCUGUCUCUGUCCCUUUAAAGUCCUCCCCAGAUCCCAUGGGUGGCCAUGCAGGCCCCUGGGUGGCUGCGAGAAGCCACAUGCAGGCCUGGGUGGCUGCUGGGACUCAGAUUGAGGUACUUUUUCAAAGAUGCAGGAUUAGAAUGUAGAACAAGGAUGAAGUUGGUGUGGAGAUGGGAAGAGAGCUUUUGUUGGACCACACAACGCGACUAUCCCUGGCCAAGGGCCCCAGAGGAGGAAGCAGCCGAGUGAUUCCUGAAUUGAAAGCUGAGUAAGAAAGGAUAUCUGGGCCAU
This is a messenger RNA of Phodopus roborovskii (desert hamster), 3839 nucleotides long. RefSeq names its product kelch domain containing 7A (gene Klhdc7a). Gene Ontology annotation, molecular function: protein binding. The record is from RefSeq and is a predicted model, not a curated record. Lineage: Eukaryota; Metazoa; Chordata; Mammalia; Rodentia; Cricetidae. The transcript has a single exon. Bases 112 to 2424 code for a protein of 770 amino acids.